AUGGAGAUGAAGAAGAGGGAAUGUGAGAGAGAAACCAAGGAGGAAGAGCAACACAAGGAGGAUAGCAUACACACUAUUGUGUUCACAGCAGGUACAUUUCUUCUUAUGGUGUGUCUAAAGCACUUUCUAGUUGAGCAAUGGCGUGCUUGGGUGUUCCUUAUCCUCAAUGUCAUUCUAUUAGCCAUUCUAUUCAUGUCUAUGAGGCCAUGCUAUUGGGAUAGAAGUGAAGGCAAUGUUGAAGAAGUAAAGAGUGAGAACAAAGAGAAGAGAAGCUCAAGAGGGUGUUCCAAAGAAAUUGAAGAAGGAAAAAAAUGCUACAAAAAACAAUGUUGGACUAGUAGUAGUAGUACUCAUGUUGAUGUUGAUGUUCAUGUUGAGAAUGAGAUAGAAGAGGACGAGGAAGAGGAGGAGCAGGUUCCACUUCUUUCCAAGGAGGAAUUGAAUGAGAGAGUAGAAGCUUUCAUAGCCAUGUUCAGACAGCAUUUGAUCAAGGAUGUCAAACAAGCUGAAAAUUUCAGGCCACAUAAGAUUGAAGUGCCUUGCUGUUGA
Molecule: messenger RNA, 549 nt
Organism: Abrus precatorius (Indian licorice)
Lineage: Eukaryota; Viridiplantae; Streptophyta; Magnoliopsida; Fabales; Fabaceae
Exons: 1
Coding region: 1-549 (182 amino acids)
Source: RefSeq, a predicted model, not a curated record